This is a messenger RNA of Penicillium odoratum, 2763 nucleotides long. Its product is annotated as ATP-dependent Clp protease ATP-binding subunit. Gene Ontology annotation, molecular function: ATP hydrolysis activity; ATP binding. Bases 1 to 2763 code for a protein of 920 amino acids. Gene Ontology annotation, cellular component: cytoplasm; cytosol. Gene Ontology annotation, biological process: cellular response to heat. The transcript is spliced from 2 exons. The record is from RefSeq and is a predicted model, not a curated record. Lineage: Eukaryota; Fungi; Ascomycota; Eurotiomycetes; Eurotiales; Aspergillaceae.
AUGAACGGCGCCCAAUUUACAGACCGGGCCAACAAGGCCUUGCUGGACUCCAGCGCUUUGGCCGAACAAUAUGCCCAUUCCCAAAUCCUCCCUAUCCAUUUGGCGGUCGCACUGCUAAACCCCUCCCAAGACGGACAAGACGACCAACAGCCCGCCGGCCACUCCUCACAUGAUGGCGCGACCGCACCACUCUUCCGCCAAGUGGUGGAAAAGGCUCACGGUGACCCUCAACUGCUGGACCGCUCAUUAAUGAAGUUGCUGGUCCGACUACCAAGUCAAGACCCCCCUCCAGAGACCGUCAGCGUCUCCCCCGCACUCGCCAAGGUGAUCCGUUCAGCCACCGACUUGUCCAAGACCCAAAAGGACAGUUUCGUGGCGAUCGACCACUUGAUCCAGGCUACAGCUCAAGACUCUCAGGUCCAGCGCGCACUGGCUGAUGCCAACAUCCCCAACGUCAAAUUAAUAGAUACCGCUGUCCAGCAGAUUCGUGGCACACGGCGCGUGGACUCCAAGACAGCAGACGCAGAGAGUGAGAGCGAAAAUCUCAAGAAAUUCACCAUCGACAUGACUGCUUUAGCUCGCGAGGGUAAAAUCGACCCUGUAAUUGGCCGUGAGGAGGAGAUCCGACGUGUCAUUCGCAUUCUGAGUCGGCGUACCAAGAACAAUCCCGUCCUUAUCGGUGAGCCCGGUGUGGGUAAGACGACUAUCGUGGAGGGACUGGCCCGCCGUAUUGUCAAUGCGGACAUCCCUGCCAAUCUUGCUCAGUGUCGACUUCUCUCUCUCGAUGUCGGCUCUCUAGUGGCUGGCAGCAAAUACCGUGGCGAGUUUGAGGAGCGCAUGAAGGGCGUCCUCAAGGAAAUCGAGGACUCCAAAGAAACCAUCGUUCUCUUCGUUGACGAGAUCCACUUGCUCAUGGGCGCUGGAUCUAGCGGCGAAGGUGGCAUGGAUGCUGCUAACCUUCUCAAACCUAUGUUGGCGCGUGGUCAAUUGCACUGCAUCGGCGCUACUACCCUGAGCGAGUACCGCAAGUACAUUGAGAAGGACCAGGCCUUUGAGCGGCGAUUCCAGCAGGUUCUGGUCAAGGAACCUUCAGUCCCAGAAACCAUCUCCAUUCUUCGUGGCCUCAAGGAGAAGUACGAAGUCCACCACGGUGUCAACAUCCUUGAUGGCGCCAUUGUCACAGCAGCAACUCUCGCUGCCCGCUACCUGACAGCUCGUCGUCUUCCCGAUUCCGCUGUUGACCUGAUCGAUGAAGCUGCUGCCGCAGUUCGUGUGACACGAGAGUCUGAGCCUGAGGCUCUGGAUACUCUUGAGCGCAAGCUGCGACAGCUCCAGAUUGAAAUCCAUGCCCUGGAGCGCGAAAAGGACGACGCAUCCAAAGCUCGACUCGAGGCUGCCAAACAAGAAGCCGCCAAUGUCGCCGAGGAGCUUCGUCCCAUGCGACAGAAGUAUGAGAGUGAAAAGCAACGCAGCAAGGAGGUCCAAGAUGCCAAGAUCAAACUCGACUCCCUCAAGGUUAAGCGUGACGAGGCAGAGCGCUUAGGAGAUACCGUCACCGCAGCCGACCUUGAAUACUACGCCAUUCCCGAAACCAAGAACCUUAUUGAGCGUCUUGAAGCUGACCGUGCUCGCGCCGAUGCUGAGCGUCAUGCUGCUCACGGUGAAGCUGGUGAAGCCCUACUCGCCGAUGCCGUCGGCCCCGAUCAAAUCAACGAGAUCGUCGCUCGAUGGACUGGUAUUCCUGUCACCCGACUCAAGACCACCGAGAAGGACAAGCUCCUCCACAUGGAAAAGUACCUGGGCAAGAUCGUCGUUGGUCAGAAGGAGGCUGUUGUCUCCGUCUCCAACGCAAUCAGACUUCAACGCUUCUUGUUCUGCGGUCCCUCUGGUACCGGUAAGACCCUUCUUACCAAGGCCCUCGCAGAGUUCCUCUUCGACGAUCCGAAAUCGAUGAUUCGCUUCGAUAUGUCUGAAUACCAAGAACGCCACUCCUUGAGCCGAAUGAUCGGUGCACCCCCUGGCUAUGUUGGUCACGACGCCGGUGGUCAACUAACUGAAAGCCUGCGCCGUCGCCCCUUCUCUAUUCUCCUGUUUGACGAAGUCGAAAAAGCCGCCAAGGAGGUACUCACUGUUCUUCUGCAGCUGAUGGAUGACGGUCGUAUUACCGACGGACAAGGCCGCAUUGUCGAUGCCAAGAACUGCAUUGUUGUUAUGACCUCCAACCUGGGCGCUGGGUUCCUAUCCCGGCCCACGACCAAAGACGGUCGUAUUGACCCCCAAACCCGCGAGCUGGUUAUGGGCGCUCUCCGCGACUACUUCCUCCCCGAGUUCUUGAACCGUAUAUCCAGCACUGUUAUCUUCAACCGUCUCACCAGAAAAGAAAUUCGCAAAAUCGUGGAUCUACGUCUUGACGAGGUUCAAAAGCGACUGGAGCACAACGGUCGUAACGUCACUAUCCAGUGUACCGAGGAAGUCAAGGACUACCUCGGUGCCUCUGGAUACUCUCCAGCCUACGGUGCCCGUCCUCUUGGCCGCAUCAUCGAGAAAGAGGUUCUCAACCGGCUUGCCGUUCUCAUCUUGCGCGGCAGCAUCCAGGAUGGCGAAAUUGCUCGCGUUGUCAUGAUUGACGGGCGUAUCGAUGUCCUCCCCAAUCAUGAAAUUGGCGAAAGCGCCUCCGAUGACGAUGAAGAAAUGGUCGACUCGGAUGAUGCCCUUGCUGAGAUGGAGGAUGGAAGUGGCGACAUGGAUCUGUACGACGAAUAA